Molecule: messenger RNA, 5804 nt
Organism: Metopolophium dirhodum (rose-grain aphid)
Lineage: Eukaryota; Metazoa; Arthropoda; Insecta; Hemiptera; Aphididae
Gene: Gyf
Product: GRB10-interacting GYF protein 2
Exons: 23
Coding region: 316-4197 (1293 amino acids)
Molecular function (GO): protein binding
Source: RefSeq, a predicted model, not a curated record
ACGUAUCACACACGCGUUCGCGUAUCAUGACCCAUCAUAGAUCUACAAACGUAUCAAUUUAUAUAUAGGUGUAUAUAAUAUAUAUAUAUAAGUUUAUACAUCUCGUACGUGGAUGAACUUUUCAUUUUAUUUACAUAACACGCUGGCACUAAGCACAGAGGGAAUACGAAAUCGUUUUUUUUCCUCUCUACACACGAGACCACCGUGCACCUACGUCAGUCAUACCGCUGUCGUUGGUCCCGUUUCCGGAUUAUAUUAAUUCAGCGUUUUGCGUUCAUACUACUUUUUUUUUUUUAAAAAAAAAAAGGUGAAAUCAUGACAGAUUCCAUAAAGUUUGGUCCAGAGUGGUUAAGAAAUAUGUCUCAAGGCAUAUCGAAACCACAGCUUGCUGAACAUCGUUAUGGCCGAGAAGAAAUGUUAGCCUUAUUUGAUAUCUCAUCAUGUAAUAUUCCACCAGAAUCACUUAAGGAACUGUCUAUGGUGUAUAAUGACAAACCUCAAAAUCCAUUGUCUUUACAACAAAUGUCUGAAGAAGAAACUAGACUUUGGAAUCGAGGUAUAAAUAGUGAUACCAUUAUCAGGGCAUCUGUUCGAACAACUGGUGGUAGAGGUACUGCUAAUAUUGAAGUUCGUGGAGGUAGUACAAGUGCCAGAGGACGAGGUGGUCGUGGUGGUUAUUAUUAUAAUACUACACGGCCAGGUUAUGAAGAAGGCCCAGAAGGUGGAGGCUCACCAAUGAACCGAGGUCCACACAGACCUUUUGAAAGACUUAAUUCGAAUGAAAGAAAUAUGAAUCGCAAUGGUGAGUAUACAAAUGAUUGGAGGGGAAGAGAUGAAUCAAAUUGGUGGAGGAAAAAUAGAGGAGGAGCACAUCAAGGCCAAUCUGAUGAAUCUAAUGGUCGUUGGGGACGAACCCGUACAGAUUCUUAUAACAAUGACAGAUGGCCUGCCGGACGGCCAACAUCUAAAUAUGAUGAAGAUGAAGGAUGGGAUCGUGGUGAAUCUAGAUGGUCGAAUACUGCCACAACUCACGAACGUCGAAAACUUGAUUGGGGAGAAACCUUGCCGGAAUGGGCUGUUGAUAAUCCUGGUGAAAAAGGUGGAAGUUUUGAUUCAUCUGGUGCCUUCCAUGACAAUCAUUAUGUAGAAGAACACCACUAUAACAUAGGAGAUGAACUGUCACGAGAAGAGGGGCGAGAAUAUGAAGAAGAUAAUGAUAAUGGUGAUACAACUGUUAAUAAUAUAGAAAGCUCAAAUAUCUCACCUAUAGACGAUAAACAGCUAAAUGGCCGAGAAAAAGAAGAAGUUGUAUCGUCUUCAAUAUCUACUUCACCAUCGCAUAAUGAAGAAGUAGUUUCUUCCCCUGAACGUUUUAAAUCCAUGAGACAACAGCAUCAACAUAAAAUAAAUUCCCAAAUAACUAAAGAAGUAUUUAUUCAGAAUGAACAAGUAAUGAUUAAUCAUCCUGAACCUGUAAGAAUCCAGCAGAUUCCAGAUAUUCCAGUUAUUCAUAGCAAAAGCAGUCCAGCAAUUCCGCUUAUGUCUGACUGUCAACCUAAUAAAAUGGAAAAUAUUAAAAACUUGAGAGAGAUGCCUGGUAUAGGGAGUCAUAUUGAUAAUACUAAUAUUAACCCUAUCCACCGAUCAACGAGUUUAAAUGCUAAUGCUCAUCAUCGAAUUGAUACAUUGGAUGCUGAGGCAGAAUCAAUGGUAUCUAGAUUAACCAGUGAUAACUUUAAAAUAGGGCCAUCUUCACAUUCUCCACUCGCUCCUCUUACUAACAACAAAUGGUAUUAUAGAGAUCCUCAAGGCGAAGUUCAAGGUCCUUUCUUGACAACUGAAAUGGCAGAAUGGUAUAGUUUGGGAUAUUUCCAUGACAACAUGUUAAUGGUGAAGAGAGCGUGUGAUGAACAUUUUUAUUCCUUAGGUGAUCUUGUGCGAUUAAAAGGAAAUGUACCAUUUUCAGACACUCCAUUUUCGGAACAUGAAGUAAAGAUUAGUAGCCGUAUAGGAGUACAACCUCCUCCAACACACAGCCCUUACACAAUGAAUGAAUCUUUGGUUCUUCAACAGCAACAGCAACAAUACCAAUAUAGGCAAUUAUUUUUAAAGCAAAGAGAAUUAGCUAUUCAAAGUGCAGUUCAUCAACUAUCCCAAUCUGAAAGGUGGAAUACCCUAUCACCUAUUGAACAACAACAGUUGAUCAUGCAUCAUAUUCGAAAUGUAGAAGCAAACACAGCAAUUCCUCCAAUGUUUGCACCUCCCAUUCUUCAACAGCCACAGCCAACACCAAAUAUACACCCCAUGAACCAACCACCUAAUAACAAUUUAAUGGUAAUGUUAUCUCAUAUGCAACAACAGCAGCAACAACAUUUCAACCAUCAAAUUGAUCCUAAACAUAUUCAUUCUGUACCACCUUCUCAACCAAUGGCACAACAACUCGACCCUCUUCAUUCGCUUGUACAAAGUAUGGGAGGUCUAAAAACAUCCACACCACCACCAGUAAAUUCAAGUCACCACCAUCAAAGUUCCAAUAUUAUACGACCAAAUAGUGCUCAGCCAGAAAACAAUCCUAUAUCAGAUCUUUUAAGGCAAUUGGGUGCACCUCAAGAUAAACCUCUCAAAAUAACUGAAACGAGUGUAUGGGGUAUGGAUUUUACGGGUCCAGACAGUAAACCUAAAACUAAUGGUCCAAUCGGAAUUAGUGGUUGGCAAACUGGGCUUUCCAAUGAAACAUCUCAACAAACACCAGGUGUUUUGUGGGGAUCUGGAGAGUAUACCAAAAUUAUUGGGGCUGACCAUAAAGCCAUUGAAGAAACAAUAAAAGAAGAAGCAAGACGAAGUCAAGAAGCUAGAAAACAAGAAAUUAAACAAAACGAACAGAUUAAGAAAAGAGAAGCAGAGAAGUCCAGAUUACAAAAAGAGUUUAAAAAAAAACAAGAACUUGAAAAAGCUCAACUGGAAGAAGAAAAAAAGAAGGAAGAAGCUCGUAGAAUUAAAGAACACGAAAAAAAGUUAAAAGAAGACGCAGAAAAGAAAAGAAUUGAGAAAAAAAAAUUGGAAGAAGAACAAAUAAAAAAACGUGAAUAUGAAAAAAAAAUGAAAGAGGAGAAAGAAAAAAGACUGUCAGAAGAAAAAAAGAAAGAAGAGGAAAAACGACUUCUAGAAGAAGAAAAAAAAAGAAAAUCUGAUUUGAAAAAAAAAGAAGAACAGAAGAAAAAAGAAGAACAAAAAAAAAAAGAUGAUUUAAAACGAAAGGAAGAUGCUAAGAAACAUGAUCAGAAGAAAAAAGAAGAUGAAAAUAAAAAAAAAGAAGAUACCUCCAGAUCGAGUUCUGUUCCCAUAGUUACUGAGCCACAAAAGAAGAAGAAAAAAGAACCUCAAACAGUGGCACAUAAUGGUAUUGAAGCAUCUGCACCAUGGGCUGCUACAGAUAAAAAAAAACAAGUGCAAGUAAAGUCAAUGGCUGAAAUUCAAGCUGAAGAACAAAAACGUGAACAAUUGAUGAAACAAAAAGAACGUGAACGCACUGAACGAGAAUUAUCUAUGGUAGCAAUUGAACAGGCGAAACAAGAAAAAGCAAGAUCUGCAGUAAAAAUGCAGUCUUGGUCUACUGUAAUCACUAAAAAUGUUCCUCAGUCUAUUCCCAUGGCUAAUAAUUCUGUUUGGGGAUCAUCUAAUCAAAUGAAUACUGAUAAACCAAUGGUUCAAAAAUCAAAUAAAACACCUGCUGUGGCAGUUAAUAAUAAAAGUAAUGUAAAGAAUGUAGCAAAAACUGUAAAUCAAACAGUACAGCAAACAAACGCAAUGAAGAAAGCUAUUGAAAGUAGAGGUGAAAACAAUAAUUGUACCGACGAAUUUAGCCAGUGGUGUUGUAAACAUUUAGCAACUCUCAAUAAAAAUACUAUUGACAUACCAACAUUUGUGACAUUUUUAAAAGAUGUUGAAUCUGAGUAUGAAGUAAAGGACUACAUUCAGAGUUAUCUGGGUGAUAAUAAAGAAGUUCGAGAAUUUAGUAAACAAUUCUUUGACAAACGCCUAAAAAUACAAAAUAAACAAAGGAGUUCUGAUUUUGUGGAAAUGAAAAGUAAAAACAAAAAACGGAAUAAGAUGGUGCCACUAGAUAAUAAAGUACUUGGCUUUAAUGUGGUCGCUUCGGAACGUAUCAAUGUCGGUGAACUUGAUCUUGGCGAAUAGGAGUGAUCAUAUAAGUGAUAACAUAUCAGCUCGUUUUUAUGUAAUCUUGGUUUUUUUAGGAACGAUUUAGGCCUUGAAAAUUAAAGAAAACAAUCUUUAUUUAAGUAUUAAAUAUGUCCAUGUUUUUCGUUGAAAAUACUUUUUUUUAUUUGAUAAAUAUAUAUAUUUAAAUUAAUUAUUUUCUUUUUAUUAUUAUUUUUAAAUGUAAAUAUUUAAAAUUAAUAAUUAUACUAUUGUUAAUUUUUAAAAAAUUAAUGUUGUCAUACAUUUGUACAAAUGCUUGCAUAUAAUGUUAACAUUGAUUUUUUUGUUAACUGUACAAAUUUACCCAAAAUCCAUUUCUAAAAUCCGUUAUUUAAACUAUUAUUGUAAUUACCAUAAAAUAUUAAUAAAUAUAAUUGAGAAUUAGUAUAAUAUAUAAUUUUUUUAUAAAAAACUACCAGGUAUAAUUUAUUUUUAAAUAUUAAAAACUAGCGUACAUUUAUGAUAAAUCUUUAAAUGUUUUACAUUUUUAUUUAAGUUAUCAAAAAAAAACAGCUGUAUUGUAAGAUUUUAUUAUCAUUGAGUAGGUCACUGCUCGAACUAAGAUUAACAGGACUAGAAAUGAACGAUGGUGCACGGUAUACAAAAAGAUCCACAUCUGUUAUGAACACGGAUUAAUAUACUGGAUACGCAACGAUGCAUCUUAUCAAUGCUGUUUUUUUUAGUCUCCUGCUUCUCACGUUGCGGCAGGCCUACUAGCGCUUUAUAGGAUUAUUGUGUUAACGGGAGAAUAAUGAACUAUUAGUUACAGAACAAUCCUAUAAAGCGCUAAUUGUCCUGCCGCAACAUGAAAAGGUGCAGGCUUCACUCAUCACAGGUUCGUUGCGUAUCUAAUAUAUUAAUCCAUGGUUAUGAAAAGUCAACAAGAGACUGUAGCGCCUUCUCUUAGUAUUUGUCUCUUUCACCAGCUUCAUACACUGUUCUAUGACUAUUCAGCGAGUUUUUCAAUUUUGUUGUUAUAAACGCCACAAUCGCUCGUUAACUUUCUGUAACAGAUCUUGUUCAAAUGAUAAAGAUUUGUUUCCACUCCUGUUAAUCUUAGUCCAUGGGUCACUGUAAUGCUAGUUUUAAAUUUAAAAUCAAUGAUACAUAAUUACAUAUUAUGAAAAAUGAUUCUGAGCAGAAACUGCGCUAUAUUUUUAUUGUUAUUUUGUAAUUAUUUAUAUUACUACUGGUAAUUUUUUUUAUUUUUAUGGUAGGUUGAAUUAAUUUUUGGCAAAAACAUUGAUUAUUAUCAACUAAAUUAUAAAUCAAUACAGACUUAUUAUAAUAAGACUGUGUUGAUAGAAUUGAGGUAUAAAUAGCUAAACAUUGGUCUAAAUAUUUAAAAAGAUUUGAUGAGUACCGUGUGAUUAUUUUAUCGUUGAACACUCAUUAUUUCAAAAAGUACAAAUUGAUGUUGGUCCACUAUACCGCUCAUCAAAACUUUAAACACUCAUAACUAGGGCUCGGAUUUUAAAGCAAAUACUUCUUUUUAUAUAUAUAUAAAUUAGAAAUCUAAUUUUUAUACAUACAUUUGUUUCACGUAAUUCUAAUUCCAAAUAAACGAUUUUAUUUUUGCUUUU